AUGCCACCCCGUGAUGCCGUCAAGAUAGCCUGUGAGCGUUGCACUGAGCAAAACCUCAUCUGUAUCGUCUCGCCGCCUACCCAAGAGCAGCAAGAGGCCCGACGCAGUUCAGGAAGGCGCCACUCUGACCGGUCGAUGACCGAAGCAGACAGUGAUUCUGAAGCUAGCUUCGACUCCCUUUUCCACGAGUCCCAAUCCGAACCUGAAUCCAAAUCCGACCGGCCUUUGACUCGCAAAGUUGGCCACGAGCCCCAGCAAACGAAGCAUGUCAAUUCUACGAUCGUCACCGAAAGGCAGAAGGGAGCUGCAACCAUGGAAACACGGCUCGCCGAACGUACUAGUACCGCUACCUUCGUUGGUGCCCAGUCUGGAUACGAAUCUGGCACCUCUGAUGAUGUACCGUUGGGCAAGAAACAGAGAGUUACUCCGCUUACUCCACCCAGUCGAAACAAAUCAAAGCCCACCACGCCUCAACAGAUCCAAGUGUCUCCAGCCCCUCUUGCAAAGAUGAUCCCGACUCAAAGAGACGUGCCCAAGCUUCUGAUACCUCAGUCGAUCAAUAUUCUACCCCAACGUCAGACACAAGUGACCACCACCACAACGGCUACUGCUAUCAGUGAUGGCCAACCCGGAACCCUAACCGCAACGUCAAAGAAAUCGCCACAAUAUCAGCUCGCGAACACGAAGCUAAAGGUACAUCUACACGGCAGUAAGGGCUACAAACCCCUACUGUUGAAAGACUGCAUGGCACCUUCCCUUUUCUUCACCAAAGUCCUCGAAAUAUGGUCCUUGCUAGACGACACUGUCAAGCGGCUUCACAUUACAUUUCCAUGGCUAUCCAAGGAGGAUAACGGAAGACUUAUGAUUCUGGAACGCCAAACCAUCAAGGCUGGCCUAAUAUGUAUCUGCGAUGAGGUGGAAACUGCCCCCUGUUGGGCUGAAGAAAAGGGCCACUGUUCUAUUGAUGUGACAAUCUUUCCAAACUCGGGAAUGAUGGAUACAUUUGAAGGGCCUGCAACCCGUGACGGUCGCUCGAUUCCGAAUAUGAGUGUCAACGCAAAUAAGGUUUAUUGGGCUAUGAGGGCAGACAAGCAGGCGGAUGUGGGACUACAUGUUCAAGAGAUAGCUAUUAUGGUGGGUAUGGAUGCAGUCGAAGUUGUUAUUGCGGGGGAAGAGUUGCUGGAGCAUUGUUUGAUUAUUACGAGCGACGAAAAUUAUGAUGUUUGGAGUCUGUUGGAAGUCUGA
Messenger RNA from Letharia lupina, 1245 nucleotides. RefSeq lists its product as uncharacterized. Lineage: Eukaryota; Fungi; Ascomycota; Lecanoromycetes; Lecanorales; Parmeliaceae. The transcript is spliced from 2 exons. The record is from RefSeq and is a predicted model, not a curated record. Bases 1 to 1245 code for a protein of 414 amino acids.